AUUGCCAACCAAAAUCAUCAAUUUUUAAUAUUAAUGAAAAAAGGAAAAACAAUUGCUAUUACUAUGCUUUAUUCUUGUUGUUUCCACGCCUACACUCCUUUCCCCUCUUCCACUUUAGUCCCAACUUUUUCCAACUAUAACUAAUCAAAUCCCCUCAUCCCACGCACAUUGCAAUUCUCUUCUCAGCCUUGAUAUUUUCCAUGUAAAGUUUGAAAUAACCUUGAGGUGGGGAUGACAAAGUUGUUUCUUUUUUAUUCACACCUAAUGGGUUUUGCUCAACUUCCAUUGAAAUUCUAAGUGAUGAUCAUUUGGGCAUUCGGUAUCACUGUGUCUGCCUGCACCACACACUACAUAUGUUUAGGAGACUAGGAUGGUUUGUGGGUUUGGAUCAAACCAAUUUGUCAACCAAAAGGUUGUCCAAUGUCCACCACCAACCUCCCUCUGAUAAGUCAAAUCACCAACUCCCUAUGCUGGAUGCUGUUUACGAAGUUGCUGUUUACAUUCACAGGUUUCACAAUCUCGACCUUUUCGAACAAGGAUGGUACAGAAUCAAGGUUACCAUGAGAUGGGAGGACGAUGACGACUCCUAUCCCGGGAUUCCUGCACGGGUUGUUCAGUAUGAAGCUCCUGAAGUUAGCGCUGACAAUUUUUGUGGAGUUUGGAUGAUUGAUGAUAAAGAUAAUAGUUUUUCAACACCAUCAUUCCGGAUCAGAUAUGCGAGGCAGGAUGUAUUUCUUUCUAUAAUGAUCUCAUUCUAUCUAUCUUAUGGCGUACAUGAGGCGAAAUCCUCUGCUGUUAUCUUGAAGUUUGAGCUCUUUCACACUCCAACACCUGAAAUGGGGCCAGAGAUACAAAGUCCAUUGAAUGCAUGUGCAGCUUCAGCUCAUGAGUAUAGAAUCCCUCCUAAAGCUCUUCUGGGAUUGCAUUCAUAUUGUCCUGUAUAUUUUGAUGCAUUCCAUGCAGUUCUUAUUGAUACUAGUGUUCAUAUCAGUCUACUAAAAUCUGGUUAUCGCACACCACAACUGAAGGUACCAAGUAAUUCUUUGGCUUCUGAAGGAACUCACCGCGAAGACUACCUUAGGUUAAACAAGGCUGCGCUCGUCAAAGAAUUGAUGGCUGCACAUGAUAUCCUGCUUGAUGACCUUUUAAGAAUAAGCAGAGGAAUUAAACAAGCUAUUGAUUUAGUUGGAAUUAAUUUUGAGCCAGAUGUCACUAAGUCAUUAAAUUCUCCUUCUCCUGCUCAUGAGAAAAAUACUGAUGAUGGGAAAUUACUUAUACUGUCUGAUGGGACAAAAGCCAAUGCUGAGUCUUGGGAUGAUAUGCUAAACUCAUUCCAGUCUAUUGGGAAUCAGCUCUUAUAUAUCUGGAAUACAUUUCUGAAAUUCCACAGGGAAAAUAAAACAAAGAUAAUGGAAUUUCUGCGUAACUCAUGGGCUAACGAUCGAAGAACUGAGUGGUCAAUAUGGAUGAUGUACUCCAAGGUUGAUAUGCCUCACCAGUACAUGAGUAAUGGAGUUGAAGGGACAUCAUUGUAUCGUAGCUUACGUGGUGGUAGAUUAGCAAGUACAAGAAGGUUUAAUGAUGAUCCCAUUCAGACUGCAACAAUGCGAGCCGAACUUCAUAGACGUGGUAUAGCACAAAUGAAGAUCAACAAUCGAUCACUUCAAGACAUGUAUAUAUAUGAAGAUCCUUUGCGUGUUCCUAUCAUUAUUGUAGAACGCUUGGAGAACAUGUACCGUUCUACCAAUGUGAAGUCGCAUUUCCUUCCUUUUGAGGACGAAGAUAAACAUAUCCUGGAAAAUGGAUCUAAAGCCGUAAUUAAGUUGCCUGGGAAUCACCCACAACAAAAUGAGUAUGUUUUGAGAGUAGUUGUUUUUGUUCACGGGUUUCAGGGACAUCAUUUAGAUUUACGGCUUAUUCGGAACCAGUGGCUUUUAUUAGACCCCAAAAUACAUGUUCUUAUGUCUGAGUCAAACGAAGACAAAACAUCUGAAGACUUCAGAGAAAUGGGAUUGCGGCUUGCUCAGGAAGUGAUCUCUUUUUUGAAAAAGAAGAUGGAUAGAGCUUCAAGAGUUGGAAACUUGAAAGAUAUUAAGAUUAGCUUUGUUGGUCAUUCUAUUGGAAACCUCAUUGUGAGAGCAGCUUUGGCAGAAAGCAUCAUGGAGCCAUAUCUAAGAUACUUGUGUACAUACGUUUCUAUAUCUGGUCCGCACUUGGGUUAUAUGUAUAGUUCGAACUCUCUAUUCAAUUCAGGAUUGUGGCUCUUGAAGAAGAUCAAGGGCACACGAUGCAUCCACCAACUAACUUUCACUGAUGAUCAUGAUCUUGAGAACACCUUCAUCUACAAUCUUUCAAAGAAGAAGACACUGACAAACUUUAAGAAUGUGAUUCUUUUAUCCUCACCUCAGGAUGGUUAUGUUCCAUAUCACUCUGCCAGAAUAGAACUGAGUCCAGCAGCUACGUUGGACUAUUCCAAACAAGGGAAAGUGUUUCUGGAGAUGUUAAAUAAUUGCUUGGACCAACUUAGAACUAACUCUGACCAUCGUGUUGUCAUGCGCUGUGACAUUAACUUCGGAACCUCCUCCUACGGCAAGAGGAGCUUCAACACACUUAUUGGACGUGCUGCUCAUAUUGAAUUCUUGGAGUGUGACAUUUUUGUCAAGUUCAUAAUGUGGUCUUUUCCAGAGCUGUUUUGUUAGUAUUAGAAUACCAGGAAAUUUGCAUGACACAUCACUUCCACAACUCAGUGAAUAGAUUCAUUGUGAAUACUGCAUUGAGAUCAUAGCACUACUUAAUUAUUUUUUGCGUUGGAAUUAGCAUGCACAACCAACACCAUGUGUAGGAUUAGGAAAAUAGGCAAAACCUUGUAUACAAAACCAUUGGAAUUCAAAGAAUUUUGUUCUAAAAGUCAAAACUAUCUCUUUUAUACA
Vigna angularis (adzuki bean) is the source of this 2930-nucleotide messenger RNA. RefSeq lists its product as uncharacterized. The record is from RefSeq and is a predicted model, not a curated record. NCBI's taxonomy places the organism in Eukaryota, Viridiplantae, Streptophyta, Magnoliopsida, Fabales, Fabaceae. The transcript is spliced from 15 exons. Bases 354 to 2699 code for a protein of 781 amino acids.